Molecule: messenger RNA, 2472 nt
Organism: Homarus americanus (American lobster)
Lineage: Eukaryota; Metazoa; Arthropoda; Malacostraca; Decapoda; Nephropidae
Product: glutamate receptor-like
Exons: 11
Coding region: 195-2315 (706 amino acids)
Cellular component (GO): membrane
Molecular function (GO): glutamate-gated receptor activity
Source: RefSeq, a predicted model, not a curated record
GCUUUAGGAGCUUUAUUAUAGAUCUACAUAUAAGAAAAUAUAUUGACGAGUAUGAGAUCUUCUCCCUUCCACCGGCAAUCACCAGCUGAUCCGUCACUCACCCAGACACUCCCAAUCGUAAGCUGUCACUUUCACAGAGGCCAUAAAGUAGCGCCGCCAUUGACCAGUCCUUGGUUACUCUCGUUCCAGCAAGUAUGGCGCCUUCCUCGCCAAAGUUCCUCGCCUUCUCACUCUUCGUGUUGGUGGUGGACCACGCUAUGGGCCAGGUUGGCGUCUCCGUGGAUCAGGUGGAUGAACAGGUGGCCAUAAUGGUGAGCAAGGUGGUGGAGCAUCACCUGGCCGGGUGUCACCUGGUGGUGGCCACAACAACACAACACACGCCAGUAUUCUUCUCCACUCUCAGGAAAGUGGCGUCAGGAGUAGAGGCGGUGGUGGUGGUGGAGAUGGAGGCGCUGUUCACCUCUCAGGACUCGCCAGCACAACAACGUCUCCUGCAGGAAGUGUGGGGAGACGCCAGGGCCACCUGUCGUGCUCUCAUCCUUAACCUCAACAAGGACUCUCACCUCGCCUUCAGGUUCCUGGAGGCGACGGGGGUGUGGCAGUGGCCUGAGACUCGUGUAGUGGUGGUGGGUGAGAGGACUCAGGUGAAGGUGGUCCUCCACCACCCUAGUCUACGCAACACUAUACAUACACUUUACCUCGCCUUCUAUAACCUCGCCCUGUAUGCCUGUGAGGCUCACACACCUAACACGAGGCUUAGGAUGACAAGGACCGAGAAGGCUCGAGUUUGUCAACAACAACAACACGUUGUUGCUGCAGCGAGGCGGGAGAGUGUAGAGGUAUACAGGCGGUGUCUGUACUGCAAUAACGGGGAUGCGGACAUUGUGUUCCUGUACCUCUGGCCGCUCACGUCUGCCAACAACCACCACUAUCACAACCAGCUCUUCCCUGAACGACUUGAGAAUUUCAUGGGUCAUAAAUUCGUGGUCGUGACGCUGCCAUACUUCCCGUUCAUCGCCUUCGAGAAGGAGAGUGAGGAGGGCGGGGCCUUGUCGCCGCGAGACUCACUCAACACACGCAUGAUCAACACCAUGGCCCGGUGCCUCAACUUCACGUAUAUGUUCCGAGAGCCGCUGGAUGGUACCUGGGGUGUGCCGACGACGGGAGGCAACUGGACGGGCAUCGUGGGAGAUCUUCAACACCAACUCGUAGACUUCUCCCUCGACCUGACGCCCACAGCAGCCAGGAUGGAGAUUAUAUCAUUCACGAGGAUCUACACUGAUGAUCCUCUUGUUAUCCUGUCACUAAAGCCAGGACCUCUCCCUCGGUACCUGGCGCUCCUGAGGCCGUUUACAAGACAGCUGUGGUUGAUGGUCAUGAUGAGCACCACCACCUUGGGCUUCACGCUAUGGCUGCUACAGAAGGCGUGGUCAUGGGUGUCGGGUGGGUCUGGCCUCUGGCUGAGCACCGCCCAUUUUUACAUCUGGGGGACGAUGUUGGAGAACCCGCCAGACAACGCUCCCGCCAACCUCACCAGCAGGGUGCUGUUCGGGCUGUGUCUGCUGACGUGUAUGGUCAUCAACAUAGGUUACCGCUCCUCCCUCAUCGCUCACCUCACUGUACAGAGCAAGACCCAACCCAUUAACUGCUUCCAGGAUUUACUGAAGGAAGAUAACUGGGCGUGGGGUAGUUUUGAGUUUGUGGGAACUACUUUUCUCUACUUCAACGAAAGUUUUGAUCCUCUGAUUCAAAGGAUAGGAAAUGAAAAAGAGACCCUGGGUGCCUCGGCGGGGCUGGAGCGAGUUCUGAUGGGUAAGUUCUCCUUCAUCACCUCCAAGACUAAUCUUCUGACGGAUGUUGUUAGUUUGUACGCUGACAGAUAUGGUAACAUUCCCUUUCACAUCAGUACCACCCACUACCAGAUCCAGGGUGGUGAUGCUUGGGGGGUCAGGAAGGGCGCGCCAUUUCUCCGACAGUUGAGUAAGAUGACCCAGAGGAUGAUUGAGGUGGGGAUGAUAGACCGAUGGACGAAAGACGUGGUGUACACUCACAUCACACUGCCCAGGUCCCGUACACACGAUGCUCAGAACACAGUGUACUCACAGGAGAGUGACGACCCGGUGGUACUUGGGCUGAACCAUCUACAGGGAGCUUUUUACCUGCUGAUACUGGGGCAUAGCGUCUCCCUCCUCAUCUUGCUGGGGGAGAACCUCACCCAGUACCUCGCCUGCCGGGGUAGAACCUCACCCAGUACCUCACCUGCUGGAGGAGAACCUCGUCUAGUACCUCACCUGCUGGAGGAGAACCUCGUCUAGUACCUCACCUGCUGGAGGAGAACCUCGUCUAGUACCUCACCUGCUGGGGGAGAACCUCGUCUAGUACCUCACCUGCUGGGGUAGCACCUCACCUAGUACCUAAAAAAAUAACAUAUUUAAUGAUCAACUUUAGACUAGAUGACUAUGAUUGUUUUUG